This is a messenger RNA of Aspergillus japonicus CBS 114.51, 367 nucleotides long. RefSeq lists its product as uncharacterized. Lineage: Eukaryota; Fungi; Ascomycota; Eurotiomycetes; Eurotiales; Aspergillaceae. The coding region runs from base 9 to 359 and encodes 116 amino acids. The transcript has a single exon. The record is from RefSeq and is a predicted model, not a curated record.
CGCUGCCAAUGGGCCUUGCCUCCUACACCGAGCCUUGGCGUCAUUCUCGUAGCGAUCGUCCUUGCGUUCGAAAAACCUCUACACCUGGGCAAUCAUCGCGGGCUGUGUCCAAGACACGAAAGAUAAAAAUAGAGCAGGGCAGGAUCACAUUCAAACGGAGCGCCUAUCAUUCCUCGUCAUCAAGGUCCGUCCGUCCUAUGGUGGAUGGGGAGCGCAGGUCUGGCUCAUGGCUCCCAUCCACCAUGGGACGGACAGCCCUGUUAAAAAGCAAAGAAGCAAAACACCAAAUCGCAAAGCAUAACCACCAACUCCUAAACCCGAGAAAAGCAAACGAAAGCAACGCAAGAAAGCAGAACUGAAUAGCAAG